Notodromas monacha is the source of this 5277-nucleotide messenger RNA. The record is from the annotation of a GenBank genome assembly. NCBI's taxonomy places the organism in Eukaryota, Metazoa, Arthropoda, Ostracoda, Podocopida, Cyprididae.
UAGAAAUUCCAUUAAAAUAUUAUUGAAUUUGGUAUAACAAAUAAACACAAUGGAAAAGGAAAAUAUGGAGAGUCCAUCUGUAUUACCUCAUACGUCAUAAGAUGAAAGGUGCUUUGAUGGCCUCUUACUUCUUCUGGAUAUGUUGUGAUGCUUGUAACAAACUUUGUUUAAAAACAAAGUUUUUUUUAUCUUUUUUUUUUUAUUCGAGUUUAGAAUUUCUGUGCGAAUGGAUUUUACUUCUAUAUUUGCCGAGUACGUGAAGUUGCAUAUGUCUCCCCCGAAAAUGUGAGUUGCUGCGGAAGAAUUUUGUCCCGAUCUGACAAACUUUCGUACAAUUUUUUGAAAGAUUGAAUUGUAUUGGAUUGUUUUUGCAUUGAAGAAAAGUGAACUGAGAACUUAUGCUGUGCUGAUCGUGGUACCUCGUUUUGAUAUCUUUUGAUGCGUCGUCGUUCGAGAUUCAGUUUUCUAGCGCGAUGAAUUUUGUACUGUUGUGAAAUUAAUAUCGUCAUGCUUGAAAGUAUGGUGAGUUCAUGUUUUCCCAUUUAUUUAUACCUUAUAUGGAUAUUUUCUGAAUUGUUGGAUAAUAAUCAAUACUGUUCAUGUCGGCAGGAUGAAAAGCAAGUUUUGGGAUGGUGAUCUUUGAAGGAUGACUUUAUUCGUGUUUCGCAGUUGAUUUUCCUCAUGGAAAUAUUGUGUGAAUGUUGAGAGUUAUUUACGGUCAAAUUAGGAAUUUGGGAAGCUGUGAAGAUGCGAAAUUUGUAAGAAAGGGGAAGGAAUUCUCGUGCUUUCCCGUUGACACUUUUUUCUUUUUUACCUGAAAAAGGAAUUUCAUGCUGUAAAAUUAUUUGAAGCAAAGAUCGGUGGAAGUGUGGAUUUGUUGUUCGUAAAAUUCACCGUGCAAUGCGUAGUUUACGUACUCUUCCACCAGCACUCGUGUCAUGAGAAUUUUGUUUUUAUUCAGCUGGUAGAACUAAAAAAAUUUUCGCGAUGGACGUGAGCAAUAUUCCGAGUUACGUCACGAUCCCUGCUGGGAUCGCAUUGACGCUGUUUGCAGUGCGGAAAUUCCGCGAACGUAGCUGGGGUUGGUGCAAGUCCGUGCGGGACAUGUCUGGCAAGUGCGUGCUCGUCACGGGGGCCAGCAGCGGGCUGGGUGAGGCCACGGUCGUGGAGCUGGCCCAAAGAAACGCCCGGGUCAUCAUGGCGUGUCGCGACGAGGCCAAAGCUAGGGCAGCUGUGGAGCGGAUCCGAAAGCUGACGAAAUCCGGGGACUUGAUUGCGAUGCACGUGGACAUGAAGAGCUUGGGUUCUGUGGUGGAGUUCGCGAAAAAAGUGAAACAGGACAACGAAAAUGCCCCAGGGGUGGAACCGAGGACAGAAGACGGACUCGAAAUCCUUUUCGGCGUGAACCAUUUGGCACAUUUCGUGCUUGUGAAAGAGUUGCUACCGUUGUUGAUGGAAGAAUCGGCGCCAUCUCGAGUUGUGGUGAUGGCGUCCUCUCUGUAUGCGAGCGGGAAAGCCAUGUUUGAUGCUGAAAAGCUUGAAAGUUCAGUGAGAAGACCGAAGUUGAGAAAUUCUCUGUACUGCGACUCAAAAAUGGCGAACGUUUUGUUCAUGAGAGAGCUUGCGAGAAGACUUGAAGCGACAUCUGUGAAUGCUUACGCAGUGUGCCCGGGAUGGUGCAACACAAACUUAUUUCGACAUUCAAAUUACUCAAUUGUCAAGAAGCUGAUGCUUGCUCCGAUUCUGUUUUGGUUUAUGCGUUCUGCGAAGCAGGGUUGCCAAACGAUUGUGCAUUGCACCACGGAGGAGAGUUUGGGAAAUGAUUCCGGGAAGAUGUUCAAGGAUGUCAAGGAAUAUCCUCUGAUUCCUUACGCAAUGGAUGAAAAAUUAGCUCGGGACUUCUGGGAUUAUACUGAUCAACUGGCUAAAGACCUUCUGAAAAAACAUGUUGACUAUAUGAAUGCUUCCUGCGACGACUCAGCGAUCGCGAACGUGAAUGAUUCGCUCCAGUUGACAUCCCAAGAUUUGAGAAGGACCGUGUUGGUGUUAAUCUGUGUCGUUUAUUGUCGCAAAACCUUCAUGGUUCUCUUGUCUCUCGGGGAAAAUCGUAUUUCUUUUGUAUUGUUAGUGUGCGCUAAUCUUGUUGCGGAAAUGCACGUGACAUCUGCCGCUGGUAUUUUGGCUUGGUUAGAUGAGCCAGUUCCCGAACUUCAAGUCUUCACGCUUCAGAAGUUGAAUGAAGUUGUGGAUGAGUUUUGGGCCGAAAUCUCGGAGCACAUCGAGAAAAUUGAGGUGCUAUAUGAAGACAAGAAUUUCAGCCAUAGAAAUCUUGCCGCGCUCGUAGCGAGCAAAGUUUUCUAUCAUCUUGGUUCGUACCAAGAUUCAUUGUACUUCGCCUUGGGAGCUGCAGGUCUAUUCGACGUUAAUAGUUCAUCUCAGUACGUCACCACCAUCGUUGCAAAAUGCAUCGAUCAUUACACGAAGCUCCGACUCGUGAAAAUCGCGAAGGAGAAGAAAGCCCUUGGGAAAGCUUUCGACGACGGAAAUUUUGUAAUAACUGGACAACCCGAGCUAAUUCCGUCGGAAUCCGUGAUGCUCACCUUGAGCGGCCUGGACGGAGGAAGGAAGAUGGAUGCAAUUUCUCGUCCAAUGAAUCCCAAUGAACCCGUCGAUCCUAGACUUGAACAAAUCGUCGACCGCAUGUUCCAGCGAUGUUUCGACCACGGGCAAUUCAAACAAGCUUUGGGUAUUGCUCUUGAAACUCGCCGCAUGGAUGUCUUCGAAAAAUCAAUCCUGUCGUCUGACGAUGUUCUCGGAAUGUUGAGCUACGCUUUCAAAGUGACAAUGUCCUUAAUAGACGAACGACAGUUCCGCAAUGAAGUCCUGCGAACGCUCGUGAACCUAUAUCGUAGCCUCCCUGGGAACCCAGAUUAUGUCAGCAUGAGCCAGUGUCUUAUCUUUUUGGAUGAUCCAGAAGCAGUUGCGGAGUUACUGUUGAAAAUCCUUUCGGGCGCCUCUGAAGACUCAGAAGUGAUGGCCUACCAGCUGGCUUUUGAUCUGUACGAAAGCGCGACGCAGCAGUUCCUGGGGAAGGUGCUCGACGCUUUACGAACAAUGUCCAAUAUAACAUUCAAGAUCCCGACGUCUCAUAGUACUGUGGAAAAAGCGGAAGAAAAAGUGGAAGCCAAGAUCGAGGAGAAAAUGGACACUGACGAGGCAAAUGUUGAAGAUGGGGCCGAGCCAAAGCCUCCGGCGGUGAAGUCGCAAGCUGAUACCGUGCUGGACGAUGCGGAGAAAGUGAAGAAGACGAAGCUGGAGAAGUUGGCGACGAUCCUGUGUGGCGAUGUGCCGAUAUCGUUGUACCUGCAAUUUUUGAUCAAAAGCAACCACACGGACAUGAUGAUACUCAAGAAUACGAAAGAUCAAGUUCGUGUGUCUGUGUGUCACACGGCCACUGUCGUUGCCAACGGGUUCAUGCAUUGUGGAACGACGUCGGACCAGUUCCUGAGGGACAACCUGGACUGGCUAAGCAGGGCCAACAACUGGGCGCGGUUCUCUGCGACUGCAUCCCUCGGGGUUAUUCAUAAAGGCCACGAGAAAGAUGCUCUCGCCUUGAUGCAGGCUUAUUUGCCGAAAGAGUCGGGCGGCGGUGGCGGAGGAACGUCUGCCUCCGCGUCCGGUUACUCUGAAGGCGGUGGCCUAUACGCCUUGGGCCUGAUCCACGCCAACCACGGCGCCGCAAUCACCAAGUACCUUCAGGAAAGUCUGACAACCUCCACGAGUCCGUUUGUGCGCCACGGGGGUUGCUUGGGUUUGGGCCUGGCUGCGAUGGGUAGUCAACGCCUGGAUAUUUUGGAACUACUCAAGGAGCAGUUGUUUCAGGAUGACGCUGUGACGGGAGAAGCUGCUGGUAUUGCCAUGGGCCUGGUGAUGCUGGGCUCCAACGACGGGGAUGUUGUGCACGAAAUGAUCACGUAUGCGCAGGAGACGCAGCAUGAAAAGAUUUUACGCGGUCUCGCCAUUGGCUUGGCCAUGAUCGUGUAUGGCAGGUUGGAAGACGCAGAGCCAGUGAUCGUGAAGCUGACUACGGAUAAGGACCCCAUUUUGCGACGAUCAGGAAUGUAUUCCAUUGCAAUGGCUUACGCUGGAACUGGAAACAACGGAGCCAUCAAGAGAUUGUUGCACGUGGCCGUGUCGGACGUUAACGAGGACGUGAGAAGAGCUGCUGUGGAAUCCCUCGGAUUCCUCUUGUUCAGGACCCCUGACCAGAUGCCGAGCGUAGUUUCCUUGCUGGCGGAGAGCUACAAUCCACAUGUGCGUUACGGAGCCGCGAUGGCCUUGGGUAUCGCUUGCGCAGGAACUGGGCUACAAUCCGCGAUCACUCUCCUGGAUCCAUUGACUAAUGAUCAGGUCAAUUACGUUCGACAAGGUGCCUUGGUUGCAUCAGCCUUGGUAUUGAUUCAGCAAUCUGAGACGUCCAAUCCAAAAGUCAAAGAGAUGAGGAAUACGUAUUCCAAAGUGCUGAGUGACAAGCACGAGGACGUGAUGGCAAAGUUUGGGGCGAUUUUAGCCCAGGGUAUCAUUGAUGCUGGAGGACGAAACAUGACUGUGUCUUUGCAAAGCCGAACUGGACACAUGCAUAUGAUGUCCGUGGUCGGAAUGCUCGUUUUUACGCAGUUCUGGUACUGGUUCCCGUUGUCGCACUUUUUAUCACUUGCCUUCACCCCGACCACCAUAAUUGGUGUCACUGCCGAGCUGAAGAUGCCGAAGGUUCAAAUCCGCAGCGCGGCGAAACCGUCUCUAUACGCCUAUCCGGCACCUCUCCAAGAGAAAAAGAAGGAAGAACGCGAGAAAGUAACAACUGCCGUAUUGAGCAUAACUGCGAAGCAGAAUCGCCGUCGUCGAAACUUGGCCGACUUCAUGGAAGUUGACAAGGAAGAGCGAAAAGAAAAAGAAGAAAAGGAAAAGGAGAAGAAGGAACGCGAGAAGAAAGAAGAGGAAGAGCGGGAGAAGAAAAAGAAGGAGGACGAGCCGCACUUCGAAAUUCUCGAAAAUCCCGCUCGAGUUCUCAAGCCGCAGCUGAACGUCGUUUCUCUGGAAGGCUCUAGAUACAAGCCCGUGAAAGAUAUUUCUCAAGGAGGAUUUGUUGUGCUGACGGACAAUUCCCCGAAAGAUCCCCAGGAUUUGGUCGAGCCUGUUGCUGCGAUGGGGCCGCAGUUGGAACCCGAAGGAGAUGAACCUCCUCCACCCCAGCCGUUUCAUUACCCAGACGAUUGA